Molecule: messenger RNA, 2216 nt
Organism: Monomorium pharaonis (pharaoh ant)
Lineage: Eukaryota; Metazoa; Arthropoda; Insecta; Hymenoptera; Formicidae
Gene: DNApol-epsilon58
Product: DNA polymerase epsilon subunit 2
Exons: 4
Coding region: 208-1767 (519 amino acids)
Biological process (GO): DNA-templated DNA replication; error-prone translesion synthesis
Cellular component (GO): epsilon DNA polymerase complex
Molecular function (GO): DNA binding
Source: RefSeq, a predicted model, not a curated record
AGGUUUGAAGGCGGGAAAGGAGAAAAGAAAAAGUGCCUAACCUCUUUUCGCGAUAAACGUAGUGAUGUUUAGAGAUGUAAUUUUCUUUUUCGAUAAUUUAUAAAAUAUCGUAAAAGUUUGUUUGCUUAAUAUAUUUGUGUAAUUUCUUUGCACUGUGUAUGAUUUUUAUUUGUAAUUGUUUAGUGUAUGUUUUAUAUAUAAAUAACAAUGGAUAAUAAGUAUGCUCAUAUGAUUCAAACAAAUUUUUCAUUAUAUGGUUUGGUACUGUCAAGAGAGCUUAAAGUAUCUCUUGCAAAGCAACUAUUAAAAAUACCAGAAAACAAACGUGAAUCUGGGCUCAGUCGUAUUAUAGAACUGAUCUUGGCUCAAAACUUGAAUGAUCCACAUGUUAGAGCGGAACAUAUAAAAAUUGCUAUAGAAGAAUACUUAGAGCCAAGAAAAUUGAAAGAUACGGAAACAGUGUUUAAUGUUAUUGACGGAUAUGAUAUCCCAAAGCUCAAGUAUGACAUUUCUAAAGAAAAAUUUAUUAUUGACAAUAAAAACUCAUAUCCUGAAACGCAAUAUAGAUCAUUGGUUUUUAAACAUCGUUUUGAGCUGGCAUGGUAUAAAACUUUAAGGCAUAAGCAAUUUCUGUCUUCCAAAUUUGAGAGACAGCAAACAGAUAAGAUAAAUUUAAUACCUAUCGAAUAUUUAUUAAGUGAGCUUAGAAUGGGAAAUGUGUAUGUAAUGGGUCUGAUAACACAAUUAAUGGAAGAUCAAUAUUAUUUGGAAGAUACAAGUGGAACUGUCAAGAUUGAUCUCAGCGAAACAGAUUUUCAAGAUACUUUUAUUAUGGAAGGCUAUAUAGUAAUAGCUAGCGGUGUUUACAAGGACAAUGUAUUAUAUGUAAAAAGUAUCAAUCUUCCACCAAUAGAAUCAUCGAAGAGCUUGCGCUCAGAUUUUAAUAAUGCGAAUACAUUUGGUGGUCCACAUAAAAUAUCUUUAAAAAUGUCAGAAAAGUUACGAGUUCACGAAUGGGAUAACCAGGAUGAAAUGAUAGUAUUCAUAGCAGAAUUAUGGUUGGAUGUUCCACACGUAUUAGAAAAAUUUAACACAGUACUGAAUGGUUACGCGGCUUACCCUCCUAUUGCUUUUGUAUUGUGUGGCCAUUUCUUAAGUUUUUCAAAUAUAACUAAUGUGCAAGCUUUGCUAAUAGGUUUUAAAAAUUUGGUUGAUAUAAUAACACAACAUAGAGAUGUAAAGGAAUCUUCCAAAUUUGUUUUUGUACCUGGUCCACACGAUUUAGGCUCUCCCAAAAUUUUACCAAAACCUUCUUUGCCCAAAUGCAUCAUUGAAGAAGUCAGAAAAAUGUUACCAAACGCUAUUUUCACUACAAAUCCAUGUAGAAUACAGUAUUGUACAAAAGAAAUUGUAAUAUUAAGAGAAGACAUGUUAACUAAGAUGUGCAGAAAUGCGCUUCAUUUUCCGAAAGAGGAGGAUUUUUUUAAACAUUUUGCCAGAGCCAUCAUCAGCCAAUCACACUUGACGCCUGUGCCUCUUCAAGUUGUUCCAAUAUAUUGGAGAUAUGAUCACGCUUUACAGAUAUUUCCAACACCAGAUCUUAUUGUGAUUGCUGACAAUUUUAAAACCUACAAGACUAAUUAUUCUGAUUGUUAUGUGAUAAAUCCUGGAAUGUUUUCAAAAAACAAUUUUUUGUUUCAAGCUUAUGUGCCUGCCAUCAAUCAGAUCCAAGAUUGUCAGCUUCCAAGUGACACUAAUGUUGCUUAAUUAAGAAUUAUGUGAAAAAUCAUGGAAAAUUUUUUGUUUUAUGUAGACAGAAGUGAUUUGUUUAUAAUUUUAUAUAUUUAUUUUGUUUCAAUAACAAAAUUUUGGUUAUUUUUACAAUAUUUCAAAAACGCGCCAAUAAUAGAUCACUAAAUUACAAUUUUCGACAUUAUAUAAACGCGAAAACAAAUUAAGCCCAAGGACAAAGAAUAAUUUAAUUAUGAAGAGGACCUUUGAAUAAUUUCUUAUCAUUAUUUUCUGUGCCCAGUGAUACGAUAGGAAAUAUUAAGAACUAACUUGGCGACAAUUUCAAUUUUUAAAAUGAAAUACUUGUGAUAUCAUAAACAUAAUACACAUUUUCUAAUUGUUUCUAUGUUUCUUUCUCAUAUCUCCUGUAUUAGAAUGACUAAUAGAUUCAUGUAUCAGAUCAUGAAUACAUAAAUGGACACAGA